AUGAACGAAAUCGUGCCAAUCGCUUGCUAUAAGAAGCGACCGCUUCCCUUGGAGGAAAUCGCACCCCCAACCGUAUUAACGGGUGAGCGAGUGAUAUACCCACAGAAAACGCAUAACAUUGCCACCGCGCCAGGCAUGUCUAGUCACAUCGACAAGAAUCAGGAGGUUGAGGAGAAGCCUGAAGAAGAACAGAAGGAAGAAGAAAAGCCAGCAGCAGAGGAGGAGGAAACAGAUGACGAUGAUGAUCGAGAACCGAUGUACGACAACACCGAUUAUGACUAUGUACGCUUUGACCCAAUAUGGUAUAGGGAUCAGGGUUACGCGGGAAACCAGAUGCCCAUCGAGAUAGAGGAGUAUCUAGGGCAGGAUCAAAAAUACGGACGGUAUCUCCAAAUGGUCCGAUCAUCCCGGACGAUCUUCCAUAUGUGCGGUCGGCCUGAUGUGUCUUCUGCAGCGAAAAGGAUACGCUAUUCCGAGGGGUCCCUGUUGGCUCUCGAGAGAUCCUUGGCUUUCUUCCUCCCUGUCAUAAGCUCAACCAACGCUGAUAAUGAGUUUGGACCGGGGAUCUACACCACAGGAAAGCUGUGCAUAGCCAAGAAAUAUGCAGGUGCAACCGGUGCCAUAAUGGUCUUUAGUACACCAGACGAGCAGUGUCUACAAUGUUGGGAGCCCACUAGUUCUGCCUGGAGACGAUUAACCACGAAGUGGAUGGACCUACCACUGGCCGAUAUAAACCCCCCUCAGGCCUAUCAGAACGCGGAUGUCAUUAAAGGAAAUAUGUCGGCGGAUAUUGCUAGUGCACAAAAGGAGAAGCGGUUUGUGAACCCAGAGGUCACCAAGCAAACAGCUUUUGUCUCGUACCGCGGGUGUGAGAGCUUGAGACGCGAACUCAAAGCUAUCAUCUUCGUCGAUUCGUCUAGAUGA
This is a messenger RNA of Aspergillus pseudonomiae, 924 nucleotides long. RefSeq lists its product as uncharacterized. Bases 1 to 924 code for a protein of 307 amino acids. The record is from RefSeq and is a predicted model, not a curated record. NCBI's taxonomy places the organism in Eukaryota, Fungi, Ascomycota, Eurotiomycetes, Eurotiales, Aspergillaceae. The transcript has 3 exons.